Messenger RNA from Helianthus annuus (common sunflower), 16528 nucleotides. RefSeq names its product midasin. The transcript has 72 exons. Lineage: Eukaryota; Viridiplantae; Streptophyta; Magnoliopsida; Asterales; Asteraceae. Gene Ontology annotation, biological process: rRNA processing; ribosomal large subunit assembly. The record is from RefSeq and is a predicted model, not a curated record. Gene Ontology annotation, molecular function: ATP binding; ATP hydrolysis activity. Gene Ontology annotation, cellular component: preribosome, large subunit precursor; nucleus. Bases 159 to 16358 code for a protein of 5399 amino acids.
GUUAACUCUUAAACCCUAAACCCUUACUUUUAGCCGGAGCAAAGAAGAACACAGUUUACGUACUCUUCUUCAACCAAACAACUCUUGUAACCCUCGAUAUUCGCUUCCACAACACAGGAGAAAGUUUAAGCUCAAAUUGGACUUAGUAAGAAGUAUAAAUGGCAAUUGAUGGAAGUUUUCGUAUCGAAUAUGAGCUCGAAAGGUUUCUUCGUCGGUGUCCGAAGCUUGCAGCCGCUCCAGAGUUAGUUAAACUAGUCAAAAAGGGGAAGAGUUUAACAGAGGAAGAGCUGAUUGAUGGAGUAGCAGAGUUACUUUUACAUCCUCGUUAUACAAUCCGGUUAGUGGGAUGCUUUCGUCCGAUUGCACGCAAGAUUGUUGACCGGUCCGUGGCGUUGCUGCGUUUGGUGCCUGAUCUGACUUCCAAUUCUAGUGAUUUAAUGCUUGAGUUUGAUGAGGGGAGAUUGUUUAAGGAUACUGAGAGUUCAGAGUGUGAAGAAGUUAUUUGUGUUAUUAACGUAUAUGUCAAGCAUGAGAGAGGUCUGAAACUUCACGAGCUUGCAUGUUUAGCGUUUUCAAGAACACUUGAUUUGCUACCCUAUUUGUCCGGGUCUAUAAGAAAUUACUUCAGUUUUGCGCCACCGCCAUUUAAAAGGAUCACAGGGAAGGAAUCAAUGUCCCAUUUGUUAAUGCAGGAAGGAGUUCAUCUACUGGAUGCUAUGCGAGUAUCAUACCGUCUUCUUCUAGCAGAACCUGAGUUUUUUUCUAGGCUAUGGGACUGGUCCUGUUUUUUGGACCUUUUACAUGAGAUCACCAGCUUUAACGGAGAAAAUACUGAGCUUUUAAUGGACAUAAGAUGGUGUGUGGUUCAAAUAUUAACGGUUGUUUUAAAAAUGAGUGACAGGUUUGUCCGGAAAAAGAAAAGUGACAUGACAGCUCCUGACUUUGGAUUUGAUGACGAAGUCGCAUUUGCGUGUUUAUUGCGGUGGAAGGAGUUUCUUCAGGAUGUAUCUUUGGAGAAAGCUGGCUGGUAUCUUGAACCAUUUAGGGAAAGCGGAUCGUGUUCUUCUGAAGAAGACAUAAAUUUGGGCCUUGGGCCAUCAAAUUGGAGCGACAUGGAGGCAACAUGGGAUAUGAGUAAAAGUGGAAGACCUUUUGUGGUAACAUCUGCUGUGAAGAAAAGUUUUGAGAUGGUAUGGUUGGCAGUGAGUCAGAGGUGGCCUGUUCUUCUUUACGGUCCAGCAGGAGCAGGCAAAACUGCUCUUAUUAGCAAGUUAGCUCAUGCUCAAGGGAGUCAAGUUCUAUCUAUUCACAUGGAUGAGCAAAUUGAUGGAAAAACACUGAUUGGGAGUUAUGUAUGUGCCGAACAACCGGGUGAAUUUAGGUGGCAGCCUGGUUCCCUUACUCAGGCUAUCCUUAAUGGACUUUGGGUUGUCUUUGAGGACAUUGAUAAAGCUCCUGCAGAUGUUCAAUCCAUUUUGUUACCUUUGCUAGAGGGUUCUACCUCCUUCUUAACUGGCCAUGGGGAGGCAGUUAAGGUUAGUGAAAGCUUUCGGCUUUUUUCUACAGUAUCAAGCUCAAGGUUAGAUGCAUCCACUGUGACGACAGCUACGAACUCCCUUGGUGCAUUAUGGAGGAGAGUAAUGGUGAGUCCCCCAAGUCGUAAUGACUUGCUAAGUAUUGUGAAAGCUUGGUACCCCGACUUGGAAUCUAUAUGUGGAAAACUUAUAGAAACCUUUGAAAAGGUUAACCAGCUUGCAGGCUAUCAGCUUGGAACUUCUGUUGCUUUUUCUUCUACUGGCAGGUUUUCAUUGAGGGAUCUUUUGAAGUGGUGCAAGAGAAUUGUUGGUUUGGGUUAUCGAUUUGCAGGGGAUAACUUGUCAGUUGAUGUGGCUAAGUGCAUCUAUCAGGAGGCUGUUGAUGUUUUUGCAACCUCUUCAAGUUCAGUCGAAAUGCGGUUAAGAAUUAUGAAAGAGUUAUCAGAAAUUUGGAAAAUACAUAUUUCAAACGCCAAUACAUUGUUUCCUGUUGAUAAACCUCUUGUCAAGGACUUGCGGUCUGAGGUACAUAUUGGACGAGUAGCUCUUCAGAGAACCGGAAAACUUAAAUCGCCUCAUGUGAUCAAGUCAUUCGUUGAGAUUCGUACUUCACUUCAUAUCUUGGAGAGAAUAGCUGGAUCUGUCAAGUAUAACGAGCCUGUUCUUUUGGUUGGUGAAACUGGUACUGGAAAGACAACAAUGGUACAGCAUCUGGCUGCAAGAAUUGGUCAGAAGCUUACAGUUUUGAACUUGAGCCAGCAAAGUGAUGUUGCGGAUCUAUUGGGAGGUUUUAAACCUAUGGAUGCACAGUUUUUAUGCCUUCCUCUAUAUAAGGAUUUUGAAACUCUAUUUCGCAGAACCUUCUCUUCGAAGGAUAACGAGAGUUUUCUUGCCAUCUUAAGAAAAUUUGUCAGUGAUAAAAACUGGAACAGGUUACUCAAUGGUCUUCAGAAGGGUGUCCGUAAAGUGGUUGAAAUUGGAAAAAAGACACCUGGCGGAAAAAGAAAACGGCCACUAAGUGAAGAACUUGUAAAAAAAUGGGACAAGUUGUCGUUAAGACUUGAUGCAGCUCAAUCGCAAAUCAGUUCUUCAGAUGGGAUGGUAUUUUCAUUUGUAGAGGGAAUUUUUAUAACAGCUUUAAAAAAAGGUGAAUGGAUAUUACUGGAUGAGGUUAAUUUAGCACCCCCUGAAACUCUUCAAAGAGUUAUUGGUGUUCUUGAAGACGAAAGUGGGUCCCUUUGUUUAGCAGAAAGAGGAGAUGUGGAUUAUAUAUCUAGAAACCCUAAUUUUCGGAUUUUUGCUUGUAUGAAUCCCGCAACUGAUGCCGGUAAACGAGAUCUUCCAUUGUCGUUAAGAAGCCGCUUUACAGAGUAUUUUAUGGAUGACGUGUUGGAAGACAAAGAUCUGGAGCUUUUUAUUAAUGAAUUUAUCGGAGCAGACGGUUCAAUUAAAGAUAUAACUAGUAAAGUCUUGAAGUUUUAUAAAAUGGCAAAGAAAGAAUCCGAAGAGAGGCUGCAGGAUGGGGCUAAUCAAAAGCCUCAGUACAGUUUACGGUCACUUUAUCGUGCCCUAGAAUAUACAAAGAAGGCAAGACAUAAAUUUGAUAUUUCAAAAGCUAUUUACGAUGGGUUUUCGAUGUUUUUUCUCACUAUGUUAGAUCCUCCUAGUGCCAAGUUAAUGAACUCAUUAAUCGUUGAGCACCUAUUGGAUAAGAAAGUGGCCCCACAUGUUUCGUUUGAUAAGUAUAUUACGGGCCCGAAGAACUUCAAAUCUAAUGAUUUUGUGGACAACUAUCAAUUGACUGAUAGUGUUAAGGGGCAGCUUAGUAAUUUAGGACGUGCUGUAUUUAUAGGAAGAUAUCCGGUUUUGUUACAGGGGCCCACGUCUAGUGGAAAGACUAGUCUUGUUCAGUAUCUUGCUGCAAUAACCGACCAUGAAUUUGUACGGAUUAAUAAUCACGAGCACACUGAUUUACAAGAAUAUCUGGGUUCUUACAUUACUGACGCUACUGGAAAACUUGUUUUUCAAGAAGGGGUGUUGGUUAAAGCGGUUAGACACGGGUAUUGGAUUGUUCUUGAUGAGCUUAAUUUGGCUCCGUCUGAUGUUUUGGAAGCGUUAAAUAGAUUGCUUGAUGAUAACCGUGAACUUUAUGUUCCUGAACUAUGUGAAACAAUUCACGCACAUAAAGAUUUUAUGCUGUUUGCCACUCAGAAUCCACCUACCUUUUAUGGUGGACGAAAGAUGCUCUCUAGAGCUUUCCGAAAUCGGUUUGUUGAGAUACACGUGGAUGAAAUUCCACAGAAUGAACUGAUUACGAUUUUGGAGAAACGUUGUAAGAUUGCUCCUACAUAUGCAAAGAAAAUGAUCGAUGUCAUGAAGGAUUUGCAGCUACGUAGGCAGAGUAGUAAAGUUUUUGCUGGAAAACACGGGUUUAUUACCCCUCGUGAUUUGUUUCGGUGGGCUGAUAGGUACCGGAUGUUUGGGACAUCAUAUGAAGAUCUAGGACGUGACGGGUAUUAUUUGUUGGCUGAAAGACUGCGUGAUGAUGUAGAGAAGAAAGUUGUUCUAGAAGUUUUGGAGAAGCAUCUACGAAUCAAACUUUCUAGCAGUCUUAUGUACAGAGAAGGAAAUGCAGAUCUGAAGUUGCAAAACUCUUUGGUUGCUUCGGGAGAUCUUGGAAGGGUGGUUUGGACCGAUAGUUUGUGGCGGUUAUACUUUCUUGUUGAGCGGUGUUAUAGGUUACGUGAACCGGUGCUUCUGGUUGGAGAAACUGGUGGUGGCAAGACAACAGUAUGUCAGUUGCUGAGUAUUGCCUUGGGAUCCAAGUUACACAUCUUGAAUUGCCAUCAAUACACCGAAACUUCUGAUUUUCUCGGGGGAUUCUAUCCUGUUCGAGAAAGAUCAGAAUUAGGUUCGGAUUUCAAAGUUUUGUGUGAGCAAUUGCUGCAGUCUAAAGCUUUUAAGCACUUUCCUCUUGAUGCUAAAAUUUCGUUCGACAUUAAUCAAGCAUCAACUACACUCGAUCAAGUGAAUAAAGUGAUAAAAUGUUACAGAGAAGGUCAAAUCCUUCACGCUGAUGUCACCUGUGAUGAAAUCAAUUAUAUUGAAGAAACCAUAGAACGACUAUCUCUUCUUCAUAAAAGAUGGUCCACAAUCUUUAACUGGCAAGAUGGUCCUCUUGUUCAAGCAAUGAAAAAUGGUGACUUGUUUCUUGUGGAUGAAAUAUCAUUGGCUGAUGAUAGUGUUCUCGAACGACUGAAUAGUGUCCUGGAGCCUGAGAGGAAAUUGUCUUUGGCAGAAAAAGGGGGUGCUGAUCUUGAGAAAAUAACAGCGCAUGAGAAGUUUUUUGUACUUGCUACUAUGAAUCCUGGUGGUGAUUUUGGGAAAAAGGAACUAUCUCCUGCACUUCGCAACCGGUUUACGGAAAUAUGGGUACCUCCUGUGAGUGAGCUGAAUGAGCUCAAAUGUAUAGCAUCAGAGAAGAUCUUAAACCCUAAGCUCUCUUUUGUGGCGGAUGUAAUUAUAAAUUUCUGGGAGUGGUUCAAUCGGUCACAAAUGGGAAGAACGCUUACAGUUAGAGAUCUUUUGUCUUGGAUAGAUUUUAUCAAUGUAACUGAGAAAAGUUUGCAUCCAGAAGUUGCAUUGUUGCAUGGUGCAUUUCUCGUCUUGCUUGAUGGACUAAGCUUAGGUACAGGAAUUUCGAAAAUCGAGGCUGAUGACUUGAGGGAAAGGUGUCUGUCGUUUCUUAUGGAGCAAUUAAAGGCAAAUCUUUCGAUGACAGAAUAUAAUGAUUGGUCUAAUCUUUUGAAGUCAGCUGAGGUACCACCUAAUAGUGGCAUGGAGAUAGACAGUUCUUUCGGAAUUCAUCCAUUUUAUAUCGAGAAAGGUAAUAAUCGUCUACAGGCUGAAGGAUUCGAGUUUCUGGCUCCGACCACCCGCAGAAAUUCCUUACGUGUACUUCGGGCUAUGCAGCUUAAAAAGCCUGUUUUAUUGGAAGGAAGUCCAGGUGUCGGAAAGACGAGUCUUAUCCUUGCUCUCGGCAAAUUUUCUGGACAUUCUGUUGUACGGAUAAAUUUAUCAGAGCAGACUGACAUGAUGGAUUUACUGGGAUCGGACUUACCUGUUGAAAGUGAUGAAGGAAUGCAGUUUGCUUGGUCUGAUGGUAUCCUCUUGCAGGCUCUGAAGAAUGGAUCUUGGGUUUUGCUUGAUGAACUUAAUCUUGCUCCUCAAUCUGUGUUGGAGGGCUUAAAUGCUAUACUAGAUCAUCGAGCGGAAGUUUUUAUUCCAGAACUGGGUCGUACUUUCAAGUGUCCUUCGUCUUUCAGAGUGUUCGCUUGUCAAAAUCCUUCCAAUCAAGGGGGUGGGAGGAAAGGACUUCCCAAAUCUUUUCUCAAUCGCUUUACGAAGGUAUAUGUUGAUGAGUUAGUUGAGAAAGACCAUCUCUUCAUCUGUCGUUCGUUGUACCCGUCUAUCCAAGAGUCUUUGCUUGUGAAGCUUAUUGCUUUUAAUAAGCGUUUAUAUGAAGAUACGAUGAUAAGCCAUAAAUUUGGACAAUCUGGAUUCCCAUGGGAGUUCAAUUUACGAGAUAUUAUUCGUUCAUGUCAGAUCAUAGAAGGUGCUCCUGGAAGUGCAAAGAACGAUUGCUUUCUCAACACUGUGUAUGUCCAAAGAAUGCGUUCUUCCACUGACCGACAGGAAGUCAUUAAUCUAUACAAACAAGUUUUCGGAGUAAAACCGGUUAUAAAUUUAUACCCAAGGGUGCAGCUUGAUCCAGAAAACUUGAUCGUUGGAAACACGUAUGUGAAAAGGAACAAUACCAAAGCAUCAGCCCUAUCUUCAUGUGAACUAAAAAUAUUGCCAGGUCAGCGUCAAAGUCUGGAAAGUGUGGCGCAGUGUCUGCAUCAUCAAUGGCUGGUCUUGCUAAUAGGUCCAGCAGCAUCUGGUAAAACUUCUUUAAUAAGAUUAAUGUCACAGCUCACUGGAAACGUUCUAAAUGAACUUAGCCUUUCUUCUGCUACCGAUAUAUCUGAACUACUUGGGUGCUUUGAGCAAUAUAACGCUAUUCGUCAUUAUCGUCUUGCCAUUGACCAAGUUGACCGAUACAUGAAUGCAUGUAUGUCUGUUAAAACAUUCACAAAACGAAAGAGUUUGAUCAGCCGUUGGCUUUCUUUCUCAUCAACUAUCGAUCAUGGUUCUGCAAGUUUUGUAACUGCAUCUGUUGAGAAAUGGAACCAUGGAGUUUUUCGUUCGCUACCGUUACUAAUCGAUAUUAUCGAGGAUUUAAAACUGGUUUUGGAAAGUGAUUCUGAAGAUCUUGAUAGGUUGCUGAAGAUUGUUACGAAGUUGGAAGACGAUCAGAGGAAACUGCUAUAUCCUGCAAAGUUUGAAUGGGUUACCGGAUUGCUUAUUAAGGCUAUAGAGAAUGGAGAGUGGAUUGUACUUGAGAAUGCUAACCUUUGCAACCCUACGGUUCUUGAUAGAAUCAAUUCUCUAGUUGAGCAAUCUGGGUCAAUAACGGUCAAUGAAUGUGGGACCAUAGAAGGAAAACCACUGACCCUUCGGCCCCACCCUCAAUUCAGAAUGUUCCUCACGGUUAACCCAACCUAUGGUGAAGUAUCACGAGCCAUGAGAAAUAGAGGUGUUGAAAUCUUUUUGAUGCGGCCGUACGGUAAAAUUGGUUUGACUGAUUACGAGAAUGAACUCAAAGAUGUGAAACGAUUUCUUGCACUUUCAAAUAUACCCGGUGAAUUUUUAGUUAACGCAAUGGCUAAAUCGCAUCUUUCUGUUAAAGAAAUUGGGUUGCAGCAUGACGUCCGCAUUUCAAACGUUGAACUUAUGAGGUGGGUCCAGUUAUUUCAACGUCUUGUUACAAAUGGAAAUCAGGCUUUAUGGAGCUUGAAAAUUAGCUUUGAGCAUACGUAUCUUUCCUCUUUAGGGCAUACUGAGGGAAAAGAUAUUAUCAAUGAAACGCUUAGUUCUUACCUGUCGAUGCAUGAAGUUUACAAUUAUGGAUCUUCUCCGGAUUCUUCUUUAUGCUUGCCUGGCGGAUGGCCCACAGUGUUGACGGUGUGUGAUUUCGUACGGUACUCAGUUGAAACUUCGGUUAAACAAAACUGCAUGAAUGUGGAGUAUCUCGGGGCUCAAAUGGCCUCACUUUCAUUUCGGGAUGCUUUCGGUUCGCACAAAAUCGAACAAGUUCAAUGUCACAGUGAUUCCAUGAGGACAUAUGUAACAGAUGUAGGUCUAUUGCAUGACAUGGCAUUCCCAAAAGCUGACGUGGCAGGGUUGCACACUGUCAACCAAACGAGAUUCGAUGCAGCACAUCUGUACAAAAAGCUUUUGUUUGCGGCUAAUUGGACCAUUGAACAGGCUACAGAAGCGGACCUUAAAGUGUAUCUUUUGUGGUUCCGAUGGUUGAGUGAUCAUUUACAAGGACACUGCUCGUUUUUCUCAUCCUUUUUAAAGCUUCUGAACCAAGAACUUGAUCAUCCUAUUUGGCAUUGCAUUAGAAUGUGUCGUGAUGUUGACCACUCGGAUUCGAUAUCAUCCAAUUCAACACCUAUGCUUUCACUGGAGUAUGCUAAUUUAAACGCAAUGGUAUCUGAGUCUAGCAGCCAACUUCUGAAAAAAGCGGUCAAGUGUGUUGAGUUGCUAAGGGUUAGUUACCAACAAUGGCAAGCUGAGAGCGAGUUUAACUUUAACCAUGGUGAGAGUGAGUUUAAGUACAGGGCUGUUUUGCUAUCUCUAAGGAAUCUUGAAGAAAAAAUUCUUGUUACGAUAGUCGAAUCUCCUUUCUUUGAUACGCUUUUUGAACUUUAUAAGAAGCUCAUUGGUGAUCAUAUAUCUGCAUGGAAUGGGUUAGUUUCGUCUCAGUUUGAUUGCAUGUUAAUUUCUUGGCGGUCUUUGGUAAAAGAUGCUAGAAAAUUGAAAGAGUUUUGCGCAAAUGAAGUAGAAGUAUUUCAGAAUGACAUGAAGGAUUUGGAAAGAGAUUUUUCGUGGAAUUUGAAUUCACAGAGGUCGCUGCUGUGGGUAUAUGGUGGUCAUCCAUUUACGCCUUCUUCUGUUGAAAUAUAUAACAAACAGAAGCAGCUCGUAAACCUUUGUCAUACUAUUUGGUCAAGAGAGAUGCCCUUGCAGGAACUAGCCCAAAAAGACUCUACCGAGACUGCUGUUUCUACCAAUCCUGAACUACGUUUUCUUGCUAUGCAAGGUGUUUGCAUGUCUGCAUUUAUCAUGAGCAAAGUAGAUGAAGACAACCUUGAUGUGUUAAAGCAGAUGGAGGACAUGUAUCAGAUGCUGUUAAGUAAGUUUCAUCAUGAAAAGGACAAGCUGGAAAGAAAUAAAUCGACUAAUGAGCAAGCUUCAUCUUUUGGUGCUCUAUCUAGUUGUUGUGUGAUGAACACAGACAUGUUAUGCCAACCUUCUGGCUUCAGUUGUUGGCUUGAUAAUCUUCCUUUGAAUGAUUAUUCAAGUUUCGGUCUUGAUAUGAUGCUACUUCAAGAGCUAUCCAAUAUCGUUGUUCUUGAUAGGACGGAACUAGAAUCUGGUUUAUCUUGUUUGCGUUGGCGUUUGGAAUCUACUAUGCAGUUUUCACUUGAUUCUUCUUCAAGGCCUCCAACUGAUUUCUCUCCUCAUCAGAAACUUUUAUGGGUUCUUGACGCUUGGGCCUCUGUCAAUCCUGCACAAUCAAGCAUAUCUAGUACUGUUAAUGAAAUGUGGUUUAAUUGGCACACUUCAUUGUGGAAACAUCACUUGAAUUGUGAAAAGACAAAUUUGGUACCUGAUAUGCUUUUUCAACCCGUGGCAACACUGUCUUUAGACAAGAUUCUGCAAAGCACGGUUGGUAUCGAUGAUUUUAAUGCACAUAGCUUAAAACUUGGAAUUGCAUCUCGUAUUCUUUGGCUAAGUUCUCCACAUGUUGCUGAGUGCCGUAGUUUCUUUGUAUCAUCUGCUCGAUCUCUGUUUCAGCAGAUAAUACUUGCUCAUGAGAAGUCCUUUGAAGCUGAUAAAUAUUCUUUGAUAAAAUCCGAAUUUUCAGCUCAGCAAGUCGAUGUGAAUCGUUUCAUGUCUCUUCUCACAUCAUCAACCCACUCAGUUUUGAAGUCUUCAAUUGAACCAUUUAUCAUUCCGCUGCUUCAUGAGCUAUAUUCACAGAAUUCUACAGAAUCUUUGUUUAAUCUCGGUAGCGCAUGGUUAAGACUUGGAGGUUUACGUUAUCGUCUUCUCGUAUGCUGUGAUGAUGUGGAUCCCGCUGUGAAGAAGAAUUUUAAAUAUAUUCAACUCACAGAGAGGAUUGCAUCACUUGAACUUGAUAUUCAAGUGCGCGAAGAGUGUGUUUAUCUGGCAGGAUGUUUCUCAUUAAGUGAGGCUGAUAAGGAAAAAGAAAGAUUGUUAAAUAAUCUUAAAAACGAAAGAAACAAACUCCAAAGACAAGUGGUGUUUCGUUCGGAUCCUCGGAAGUUUAAGAAGUUGAGAUCAGAAUGUGAUGAAUUCAUGAAAUGGGUUGUAAUGCCGUUUGCGGAUUUUGGGGUUGCGGAUAUACAUAAUUGGCAGGAAACUGCAACACGUUUUGUGGACCGAUUAUCAAACGAAUAUUCUGAAUAUGUUGAUAUAGUUCAACCUGUUCAGAUUGCAAUAUAUGAGAUGAAGUUAGGCUUGUCACUGGUGCUGUCUAACCGUCUACGUGAUCAAUAUCUGGAUAGAGUCGGGCAGAGAAAUAUUGAUGUUGUUUUGGGGGCACUUUAUUCCUUUAUAAGAUUCCCGAGGGGCAUGGGAAGAAAGUAUGUUACAAUCAUUGAGGAUGAUUUGAUUGAUUUCAAUGCUAAACUUUCGUAUUUUGAUGAAUCUUUCCCUACUUACAUGGGGGAGGAUGAUAUGAAGAUGGUGAAAACUUUGGUUACUGUUGCAAGAGAUAAUAACAAAGAUGAAGAGGUAUCCAUUUUGCAACUGAAAGCUUCGAUUCAUAAAAACAGUCUUCUUCGUGUGGUGCAUUAUGUGGCCACGGCACAUUUUCUUGACAAUGCGUCUUUCGAGCUCUUGGAGAAGAUGUUUAAUAGGUUUGCAAAACUUUAUGUAAAAAUGAAGACUCAAAUGAGAAUCAAAGAAGAGCUUGAUUCUCAGCAGUUCCAGUUUAAACCUCGUGCUUUUGAUAUAAAGAAUGUCAUCGAAAUUGACGUUUCUACCCUCGAAAGUUCAAUUGCAAAUGAAGCUUUUUCAGAGUGGCAGGAGUUGGCUACUGAGGAAGUUGAAGUAUCUGUGGAAAAGAACAAUGUAGGUGAUGAGGAUGGAAUCUUGGAGAAAGAUUGGAAUCUUCUGCUAGAAUCCAUGUUGAACGAAAUGGUCAAUUUAUUUUGUACCUUAUUUGGUUCUACGGAUCUCCUUCAACCUGUUGGUUUUGUUCAAUUAUCUGAUUCCGAUAGGCUGUGUUCUUUCUUGGAUUCUUAUACUCUGGGUACACGAGUACUAAAAGAUCUAAAGGGCUUAUUGUGUUCUAGUUUGGAUUCUAAAAUUAUCCCAGAACAUGUACUACGCCUUUGUCUGGAGCAUGAUAAGAAUUUUAAUUCAUCUCGUCUACUAAAAAGUUCUUACAACUUCUACAAGGAUUCAAAUGCUUCUAUGCUGGCUAAGAUGGUGGGCCCGGUUAUGAAUCUCAGACAGCGAAUUCGGCAUCUUAUGAGUGAAUGGGAUGAUCAUCCUGCUCUUCAGAAAAUUGUGGAUGUGAUCGAUAUGAUCUUGUCUAUCCCUAUGAACACCCCUCUUGCUAAGGCUAUGUCAGGCUUGCAGUUUCUACUUAACAGGGUUCGCAACCUUCAAGAAACUGUAUCAAAAUUCCCCCUUUCUGAUCAGUUAGAUCCAAUUGUUAGUCUUGUGUCGUCAUGGCAAAAGAUGGAAUUUGAAUCAUGGCAUGCUUUACUUGAUGAAGUUCAAGCACGGUUUGACACUAAUGCUGGCCAGUUGUGGUUUCCAUUGCACUCGGUUCUUCAAAAAUGUUCUGUGGAUGCUCACGACACAAUGCAGAGCUUGAAGGAGUUUAUUGAGACUUCCAGCAUUGGUGAGUUCAAAAAGCGUCUUCAACUUCUUUUUGCCUUCCAUGGUCACAUCAGCACCGAGAUUUGUCAGAAAUCUAGUUCAAGUCUUGGCCAUGAGGAUAAUGUGAAGAUUUUGUACAAUACUUUUGGCUACUACAUACAGUUCUUGCCGAUUAUUAUGGAGCAAUUAGCAUCUAACAGAAAGAAUAUUGUGGAAGAAUUGAAAGAACUCUUAAAGCUGUGCAAAUGGGAACGUAAUGAGUGGUAUAUGACAAUGGAGACUUCAAAGCGGACCCGUGAGAAAUUUAAAAAGCUGAUUCAGAAGUACACUGAUGUGCUGAAGCAACCUGUAAUGUUUAUUAUCAAUCAAGCAACUGGUCAAAGUGGAUUAAAAACACUAGCAGCUAAUGAUCGAACAUUGUUUUGUAAUUCUUUCGUGAAAUAUAAGCCAGUUCUGGAUGUUGCUUGCCAAGUAAUACAUUUGGGAAACGAAAAGAGGUUCAUAUGGCCUUCCACUUGGAGAAAUAAAGUGGAUCUUGCAUUUGAAGAUAUGCGAGCCGCACAUUUCAAAAAGCCUGACCGCACAUGUGUCCAAUUGCAUGAGGCAGAAGAAAAUAUAGAUAUUAUCCGGAAGUCCAUAGAUAAUUUAUCUUUAAGUGAUGUGACAAAGGAAGAGUGGGACGUAAUCCAAUACACAUUUGAAACAAUAAGCACAAAUAUUAUUUAUUGUGGUGAACGUUGGAAGGAAGAGAAAAAGAGUUUGCUGAAAAGACGGGCUCUAGCUGAACUACUAAAACUUCUCGACAGUUGUGGAUUAGCCAAGCAUAGACCUGCAUCCAAUGAGGAUCAAUCCGUGAAGAAUAAGUCAAGGUUUUUCCAACCGUCUUAUGUUAUGGAGCAUUUGUUACUUACCGAAAGUAGAUUAUCUUCUGGAAACGUUGAUGUUGCUUCGGAAGAGAAAGCUCAAAGUCUAGCCAUGGAUAAUCUAGAAACCAUCUGGAAAUCAGCAAAUGAGUACUUCUUCAAAAGUAUGUCUUCUUUUGGCCGUUUGCAAGAUGUUUGUUCGAAUUUUCACAAGGACUUUACAAAAGAACAGGCUGAGGUGGCUGUUUCAUACCUUGAUCAUCUUGUUGAGAUACAAAAAUCUCAUAGGGCUGAUGCCUAUGAUCUUGCCAAGGGUUUGGAACUCUUAAAGAAACACAGUUUGCCGUUACAGAGUUUAUUUUCAAGCAGCUCUGGCGGCUCCUUUUCUCACAAUCAAGAAAUUGUUUCUAAUUGCAUGUGGCGUCAGAAGCAACUGUUUGAUACAAUGUGCAACAGUUUAGAUGACGAAUGUUUGUUGCUAAAGAGUGUUGAGAACAACCAUUUGAACAGUUGUCAAAGUGUUGGAGCUGCUGCUAAACAGAUUCAUCGUUUCUUAGAAGCGUUUGCUCUUAAAUUCAAAAAGUCCAAGGAAAUGCUGGAUAGUUAUCUUUUUGGUGAUUGUGGCAGUCUAAUUAGCACAUCAGUUGUAUUACAUCCUUAUGGCAUCACAAAGGAAAUGGAACAAUUUGUCCAACAGAACUUUAUGUUAAUUAAGGGUUUUAAAGAGGAAUUGCUUGCUAUUCGUGAGCAAGAUCUGCAUGCUGGAUUAGCAAAAAAGGUUCUGCUUGACCAUUUCAACGACAUCAUCACAAAUGGCAACCUUUUAAAUGAGUACUACAAUUCUGCUUUGAAAGAAAGGAAUCAGCCAGAAAAAGUUCAUGAUGCGGGUGAUAUUUCAAGAGCCGAAGUUCGGUUCACCGAGUCUCUUAGGAAAACAUGCAAACAAAUAGUUGACAGCUUUGACCGAGUUAACUCGGUCAAUAACAGGGUUGAGCACUCAGAAGAUUAUCUGCGAAAUAUCAAUACCUGGCAAAAUUUGUUUGCCUCUAGAGUAGAGUCUCUGCCGUUGCACGCUAUAAAUGAUGAAUUAGUGGAAACACUUAACUCUGCUGGAAAACUCAUUGACCUUUAUGGAAAUGAAGAAGCAAGCAUAGAUCUUGUUGAGGCGCAACUGAAGCAUCUGUAUUCAUUAUUGGACCUAAUGAUUAACUUUGGCAACGGUCUUCUUAAUGACUUUAUGGUUGUCCACAGUACUUUGUCUAUGGUUACACACGCACUAGCAGAGAUUUUUGCUUCACUAUAUUCGCAAGGCUUUGGGUGCGCAACAGAAAACGAAGAGGAAGACAAUGGUACUCAAGACGCUACUGGAACUGGUAUGGGUGAGGGUGCAGGGGUUAAAGAUGUAAGCGAUCAGAUAGAAGAUGAAGACCAACUACUUGGAACCGAAAAGGGGGGUGAAGAACAAGAUGCAUUGAAUGAUGUUCCAAGUAAAAAUGAUAAAGGCAUAGAGAUGGAACAGGAUUUUAACGCUGAUGCGUUUAGUGUUAGUGAGGAUGAAACCGACGAUGAAAACAAAGAUGAAAAUGAUGAGCCAGAACUUGAUUCUGCCAUGGGUGAGACUGGGGACGACAGUAAUAUUGUCGAUGAAAAACUUGGGGAGAAUAAAGAUGACGAAAACGAUGAAAAUCCUGAAAAAAAUGAAAAGUACGAGACCGGUCCGUCAGUUAAGGAUAAUGAUCCCAACGGUAGAGAGCUUAGAGCUAAAGAAGACGAUGUGGCAGCUACUGAUGAAGCAGGGGAGUUGGAUGCUGAUGAAUCUAACAAACAGAAUGACGAAAAUGACGAUAAUGGCCCUGAUGAUGGUAAUGAUGUUGAAGAUAUGAAUGUAGAUAAAGAUGAAGCGUUUUCUGAACCUACGGGUUUGAAGCCUGAUGAGCCCAAUGUGGAUCCUGAUGAUGAUAUUGACAUGAAUCAGCAAGAUGACGUGGACCACAAUGAAGAUGAGGGAACUGAAACCGUUGAUGAAUCAGCCGACGGUGAAGAAGAAGAAGCUGACCACAAAGAAGAAGAAGAAACUGGUCCCGAUGCGUUAACAGAGAACGUUGAUAUGGAAACGGAAGCUGAAGAAGCUGACCAAGAAAAUCAGCAGGAUAGUAAAACUGAUGCUGACAUGGACGAACAAAAGAAUGACGUUACUGCACCCGUUGCUAAUAAUUUUGAUACUGAACAUCAGCAAAAUUACGAAUCCGCCACUCAACCUAACAGCGGGUCAAAUGGAGCAUCAAUGAGAAACGUUUCAUCGGAAGUUACAUGGUCGAAUACCGAUGAUAUGCAAAGUGAGUUGGCUCCUAUACAAGGUUUACCUAAUUCUUCACAAAAUGAAGUUAGUGUUGCUGGCUCAUCAAAAGCAGGGGAACUAAACGAUGAACAUAUUGGUCAACCACCUGAGGUUGACCCGUCGUCCCUUCAGAAAAGCGAACCAAACCCGUUACGUAAUAUUGGCGAUGCACUCGAGGGCUGGAAAGAACGGGCAAAAGUUUCCGUUGAUUUAGAAGAUAAGAAAAACGAUCCAAUGGAUGAUAUGGAUGGUGGAGAUGAGGAUCAAGAUGCAGAUGAAUAUGGGUUUACUUCCGGGUUGGAUACAGGAACAGCUCAGGCACUCGGGUCUGCUGCAGCUGACCAGGUGGAUAAAAAUAUUGACAGGAAAGAGCCUGUUGAUGGUGACGGUGAUGGUGGGCCCGCAGACCAGAAGGAUGAUAUUGAAAUGGACAUUGAAGACCAACAUCAUGAAGCCCAGCCCGUCAAGAAUUAUCCAUUAAAAAACGUUGGUAAUACUAUCCAUGACAAGAUGGAAGUUGAAGAAACGGAGAUCCUAGAUGAAGCUCCUGAAGUGUUCAACCCUCUUGAAGAUGGUGACCGAAGUCAGUUAGAAAGUUCGGUGUUCGUGAAAAGGUCUUAUAUGACAGAUGACGUAAGUCAGUUCGGUCAACUUUCUGUUGUUGAUGAUGAUAUGGGCAAGUCCCACAAUCUUGAAGAUGUUCCUGCUGAGAUGAAAGAUUCUGCUUCUGCGUUAUGGAGAAAAUACGAGUCGCAAACCACAAGAUUAUCUCAAGAGUUGGCUGAACAGUUGCGUUUGGUUAUGGAACCGACUCUUGCUAGCAAGCUUCAAGGGGAUUAUAAAACCGGCAAACGGAUAAACAUGAAAAAGGUAAUUCCUUACAUUGCAAGUCACUAUCGAAAAGAUAAAAUAUGGCUGAGACGGACCCGCCCGAAUAAACGAAAUUACCAAGUUGUGAUUGCUGUGGAUGAUUCUCGAAGUAUGUCGGAGAAUAAUUGUGGGAAUGCUGCUAUUGAAGCUUUAGUGACGGUUUGCCGUGCAAUGUCCCAACUGGAAGUCGGGAAUUUGGCCGUUGCAAGUUUCGGUAAAAAGGGGAAUAUUAAAUUACUACAUGACUUUGAUCAGCCGUUCACUGGAGAGUCUGGAGUUAAGAUGGUCUCGAGUCUGACAUUCAAGCAAGAGAACACAAUAGUUGAUGAGCCCAUGGUUGACCUACUAAAAUACUUAAAUAACAAACUUGAUUCUGCGGUAAUUAAUGCACGAUUGCCAUCGGGACAAAAUCCGUUAGAGCAGCUUGUUUUAAUCAUAGCCGAUGGCCGACUUAAUGAAAAGGAGAAUCUGAAGCGUCGUGUUAGAGACAUUUUGAGCCAAAAACGAAUGGUCGCUUUUCUUCUUUUGGACAACCCGAAGGAUUCAAUAACAGAAGUUAUGGAUGCAUCAUUUAAAGAUGGAAAAUGCGUGAGUCUUGUUAAAUACAUGGAUUCAUUCCCAUUUCCGUUCUAUGUUGUCCUAAAAGACCUUGAAAGUCUUCCAAGAACACUUGCUGAUUUAUUGAGACAAUGGUUUGAGCUUAUGCAGCAUUCAAGGGCCUAAGGCGGAAGAUGGUAUUUAUGUAGAAACUUAGAAAGAAAUUUAUUAAGGGGUUUUGAGGAAAGGAAAACAUUCACAAUUUUGUAUAGCUUUUCCUCUUAAAUUUUGUAUUAGUGAACCCUCAUCUUCAUUAUUUAUAAUAUAAAAAGACUGCAGAGGCCUCUAUUCUUGUA